AUGGAGUCCCCUUCAGCCUCUGCUCACAGAGGGCUUGUCCCCUGGCAGGGGCUCCUGCUGGCCAUCUCACUCUUAACCUUCUGGAGCCCGCCCACCACUGCACAGCUCUCUAUUGUGCCGACCAAUGCUGCCGAAGGGAAGGACGUGGUUCUGCGUAUCCGCAACAAGCCUCCGGAUGCUGUGGGCUUUCGGUGCGGUCGAGAGAAAGUAAACAGUGAUGGAUCCAUGCUGUUAAAGAGGGCCACACGGAGGGACACAGGAUACUACACCGUAGUAGCCUUCCUUCGAAAUUCAAAAAAAGAAAUAGGAUUUGGAUGGCUCCGUGUAUACCAGCCUGUCAGAGUGCCCACCCUCCUAGCCAGCAACACCACAGUCACGGAGCAUAAGGAUUCCGUGGUCCUGACCUGCUACACAAAUGCAGUCUCCACCCAGUGGUUCUUCAAUGGCAUGAAUCUGCGGCUGACGGAACGGAUGAAUCUGUCCUGGAAGAACAGAACCCUCACCAUAGGCCCCGUCAGGAGGGAGGAUGCUGGGAACUACCAGUGUGAAGUGUCCAACCCCAUCAGUUCCGCUGAAAGUGCGCCGGUUGAGCUGGAAGUAAAAUAUAAGUGA
Messenger RNA from Eptesicus fuscus (big brown bat), 612 nucleotides. RefSeq names its product carcinoembryonic antigen-related cell adhesion molecule 21-like. NCBI's taxonomy places the organism in Eukaryota, Metazoa, Chordata, Mammalia, Chiroptera, Vespertilionidae. Gene Ontology annotation, cellular component: cell surface; plasma membrane. Gene Ontology annotation, molecular function: protein tyrosine kinase binding. The record is from RefSeq and is a predicted model, not a curated record. The coding region runs from base 1 to 612 and encodes 203 amino acids. Gene Ontology annotation, biological process: signal transduction; regulation of immune system process. The transcript is spliced from 4 exons.